This is a messenger RNA of Austrofundulus limnaeus, 2710 nucleotides long. It is a transcript of the gene nf2a, whose product is annotated as NF2, moesin-ezrin-radixin like (MERLIN) tumor suppressor a. The coding region runs from base 546 to 2321 and encodes 591 amino acids. Gene Ontology annotation, molecular function: actin binding. Gene Ontology annotation, cellular component: cytoskeleton. The record is from RefSeq and is a predicted model, not a curated record. Lineage: Eukaryota; Metazoa; Chordata; Actinopteri; Cyprinodontiformes; Rivulidae. The transcript is spliced from 16 exons.
GUAGAAGUAGCCAACAAGUUGUUAGCUGCGGUUAGCUAUGCAUUUCGUUCCAAGUUUUUAGAGUGAACGCAUAGAAUUAAGAAUUACUCUUACGGCUAGAUAGCUUAGAGGAUUUCUGUGCGGAGACGUGAUAAUUCAAAAAUAACAAUAAAUCUUAUUUAGAAAGUGAUGCUAACAUUAGUUAGCUUAUUUAAUUUUAACUCAUCCUACUAGCCAAACCAGGUGAGGAGGACAUUAUUUUCAUCUGUUUGUGCUGGGAAUAUUUUACGCAGCAUUUUUAGAAAAAUACCAGAACGUACGAGACUUUUUUUUUCAACGUCAAAUAUGACAGCAAGAGUCCUAAAACUUUGACUUGUCUACAAAUAUCCACAGCUUCAGAGAAGUCACGUGUUACACAUCUGUUCUCCUGUGAGUAAAGUAACUUGUUUUCAGCUGGGUUAAAAGAGCAAGCGUGGUUUUAAAAAGCAUGCCUUGACAUUGCGUUAAAUUUAAAAGGGAAAAGCGGAAGUACUUCCAUUUAGUAAGUUUGUGAGCUUAUCAUUACAAUGGCAAGCGCUCUAGCAGCCAAAAUGGGAUUUAACUCUCUGAUGAGAAAACAAGCCAGGAACUUCAAAGUCAGGAUCUGCACCAUGGAGUCGGAUAUGGAGUUCAGCUGUGAGGUCAAGUGGAAAGGAAAAGAUCUUUUUGACUUGGUGUGCCGGACUCUGGGGCUAAGGGAGACAUGGUUCUUCGGGCUUCAGUACAUCAUAAAGGACACUGUGGCGUGGCUGAAGAUGAAGAAGAAGGUUUUAGACCAAGAGGUGCCAAAAGAAGAACCACUCACUUUUCACUUCCUGGCCAAGUUUUACCCUGAAAAUGUCGAGGAGGAACUAGUGCAAGAUAUCACGCAGCAUCUUUUCUUCCUUCAAGUUAAGAAGAAGAUCCUCAAAGAAGAAAUCCACUGUCCUCCAGAGGCGUCUGUGCUGUUGGCCUCUUACGCUGUCCACGCUAAGUAUGGAGACUAUGACCCUGAUGUUCACAAACCAGGCUUCUUGGCUGAGGAGGAGCUGCUGCCAAAGAGGGUCAUUAAUUUGUACCAGAUGACAGCAGAAAUGUGGGAGGAGAGGAUCACUGCAUGUUAUGCUGAGCACAGGGGUAGGACAAGGGAUGAAGCUGAGAUGGAAUAUUUAAAAAUAGCUCAGGACCUGGACAUGUAUGGCGUCAAUUACUUUUUAAUCAGGAAUAAAAAGGGAACAGAGCUGCUGCUGGGAGUGGACGCCCUGGGUCUGCACAUCUACGAGCCAGAAAACAAGCUGACACCGAAGUGCUCCUUCCCAUGGAACGAGAUCCGAAAUAUAUCCUACAGUGACAAGGAGUUUACCAUCAAACCUCUGGACAAGAAAACAAAUGUUUUCAAGUUCAACUCCUCUCGACUAAGAGUCAACAAGCUGAUCCUCCAGCUGUGCAUAGGGAACCACGACCUGUUUGUGCGUCGACGUCGCGUGGACUCACUUGAAGUACAACAGAUGAAGGCUCAGGCCAAAGAAGAGAGGGCCAGAAAGCAGGUGGAGAAGCAUCGUCUGCAAAGGGAAAAGCAGCUGCGUGAGGAAGCAGAGAGAGCCAGGGACGAGCUGGAGAGGAGGUUAAUUCAGCUGCAGGACGAGGCUCACAUGGCCAAUGAGGCACUGCUGCGUUCAGAACAGACGGCUGACCUGCUGGCUGAAAAAGCCCAGAUCGCAGAGGAGGAGGCCAAGCUGCUGGCCCAGAAAGCUGCCGAGGCUGAGACGGAGAUGCAGCGCAUCAAAGUGACUGCCAUACGUGGCCAGGAGGAGCGACGCAUCAUGGAACAAAAGAUGCUGGAGGCUGAGAUGCGCGCUCGGAAGAUGGCUGAGGAGUCAGAGAGAAGGGCCAACGAGGCCGAGCAGCUGAAGCAGGACCUGCAGGAAGCCAGAGAUUCAGAACGCAGAGCAAAGAACAAGCUGCUGGAAAUCACCAGCAAAGCCAUCUAUACGUCCCCUGGACGGGCAUCUGACAGCAUUCCUCCAGACCUGAGCUUCAGCAGGGAGAACCUCAGCUUUGACUUCAAAGAUACUGACAUGAAACGCCUUUCCAUGGAAAUUGAGAAGGAGAAAGUUGAGUACAUGGAGAAGAGCAAGCACCUGCAGGAGCAGCUGAACGAGCUGAAGACCGAGAUCGAUAGUCUGAAGCUGAAAGAACGAGAGAGCGCUCUGGACAUCAUUCACAACCAGAACACAGAGCAGGGAACCAGCAAGCAGAGCAACUUUAAAAAGCUGACACUGCAGAGCACCAAGACCAGGGUGGCCUUCUUUGAAGAACUUUAAACUGUGUAUCUGCAGCCAGCAGCCUCUCGAGUCUCCACUCCCGGUCAGUCCUGACCACACACUACAAAGCCUCACGCUCCACCCGCCGGGAGCCAAACAAACACUACAGACAGAACAGGAACCACUGCACUCACUGCAGGAUCAGAUUCAUCAAAAGAGAGACGAGUGUGUGUUUUCACUGAGUGUGUGUUUGCGCUGUACACAUUCUUCAGUUUGAAGUAAACCUGAUGUGAUUUAUUAAUGAAGUUUGACUGCAAAAGGAGAAACCGGCUCCUAUUCCACUGUGAGUCUAAUGAGAUUUUAUUAGUGCGGUUUAACAGCUAAUUUCAAAUUAAAGGUACUCAUUGCAAAGUAUGAAACCAAAUGUAAUAAAGGUUAUCCUGACCUUA